Molecule: messenger RNA, 360 nt
Organism: Colletotrichum tamarilloi
Lineage: Eukaryota; Fungi; Ascomycota; Sordariomycetes; Glomerellales; Glomerellaceae
Exons: 1
Coding region: 1-360 (119 amino acids)
Source: RefSeq, a predicted model, not a curated record
AUGCCCCUUCUGGCAAGGCAUGGAAGCAGCCGGAGAGUUUAUUCGCCCGCAUUGCUUUGUCACCCCGGCGUAAACACUCUGAUUGACAGACAUACCGCGGGCGUACGCCGCACUUCUUCGAAAAAGAAGCUGUGGAGUUCUUUCCGUGGGACCGCUGUGAAGAAUUUGUUGGCGCGGGGUUAUAGUCUCUCUCUUUCACUGCCAGCUUACAGACAUGAGCGAGUCAUACCAAGAGCCAAAGGUACACGCUGUCAGGCCCGAAUUUCAACCCCGACACAUGUCACUCAGUCAUCAUUCUGCUUUGAAGAGGGCGAAGCAUAUGCCAGGGGCAGAACUCAGAGAAACCCAUCACUGCCGUGA